GCGCUUUUCCGUGUACCUCUUGAUCAUUGGAUACCAGACCUACUGACAAACUUUUCUUAUUCAGAUAAAGCACACAUACAUAUCCUCAGUCAUGGCACAUCCAAUUCUGUCAAGUUUUGCAUCGCGCGGCCGCGGAAAGCCCUGUCCAGUUGAGAUUUACUCGAAGCGUUCGAGUAGGUGCUAAGGCCUAGAGCCCGAGGAAUCUCUGCUUUGGCUAGACCCGCCGGCUUGGUACACAAUGUUGAGGUCUACGUAGAGAACUGUGUACACAAUUUCUUUCACUCGAACGUGUCGGAAUCCCUCUUCUCUGAAAGGCGGGCAUCAUUCAACAUUUGUACUUCCUGGAUUUAUCCAUUUGUACCGUGUCGAGUUCAAGCAACUGACGUUCCGCAAGCCCCACUAUUGACUCAUCAUUCUCAAUGGUACAAACCAGUGGCUCUCCAGGGCUCUCCAUGGUAUUAGACCUUACAAGUUUUUCAAUGCUCAUCUUGGCCAGGGCAUGUCAAACGAACAGGGUCGGUCUCCGCCGACUCAUUCUGUUGCCCCUCGCGUUCGCAAGCGAUCAAGGAGAGUUCAUGGAGCAGUUAUAAGACGGUUUACUGUCGCUUUGUGGUGUAGUCUGGGCUCAGCCCGUCGAAUGUCCAUCACAACCUAUCGUCGAUUUAGGCUAUGCGAAAUACGAAGGCAUUUUCAAUGGGACCACGAAUGUAACGAGCUUCUUGGGAAUGCGCUUCGCUGCUGCUCCAAUCGGCGAACUUCGUUGGCGGGCUCCUCAGCCCCCUCAAGAUGAGAAUGACAAGGGUGUUCAAAAGGCGAUGGCUCAACCCCCACAAUGCCCUCAAGCCUUGCAAGGUGCUGCCGAUAGGAAUCCAUUCCUUGCAAACGGUACUGGUGGUCAUGGUUUGCAUAAACGUCAAUCCGCAGGUGUUGCUCCCACAGACACUCCCAUAAACGAAGACUGUUUGUUCAUCAACGUUCAAUAUCCUGGAAACACGGUACCCUCUACAAAGCUCCCUGUCCUUGUCUAUAUUCAUGGUGGAGGAUAUAUCCUUGGGGGAGCGAAUCUGUAUGACGGGACUUUCCUUAUCGAGGAAUCAAAUCAGGGAGCUAUCCUAGUAGUCAUGCAAUAUAGACUUGGCCUGUUCGGGUUCCUUGCUGGCAAUGAGGUUGAGAAGAACGGAGAUCUCAAUGUUGGAUUACUUGAUCAAUCCUUCGCACUUCGUUGGGUUAGGGCACAUAUCUCGAAGUUCGGAGGAGACCCCGAACAAGUUACACUUUGGGGAAAAUCUGCUGGUGGCGGAUCUGUAUUGCAACAGGUCAUUGCUGAGAAUGGUAAAACCAGCCCACAGUUGUUCCGAGCAGCAAUCGCCAGCUCGCCUUACUUACCUGCGCAAUACAAGUACGACGACAAGAUUCCCAUGACGCUGUACAAGCAAGUUGUUGAUGGAGUCAAUUGUACAUCCGCCCACGACACUCUUACGUGUCUCCGUCAAACGGACACCAAAGCCCUCCAGACAAUCAACAGUAACAUCAACGAGGCUGGAUUCUAUGGAAGCUUUACUUUUGUCCCCGUUGUUGAUGGAAAAUUCAUCACCCGGCGACCUACUAAGUCCAUGAGGCGAGGCAAAGUCAAUGGACAAACCCUCUAUGUCGUCUCCAACUCGCACGAAGGAGACAUGUAUGUGAAUAACGCCACCACCCCGUUGAGUGCGGGCAGCUUCGCCUCUCAACUUUUCCCAACCUUGAAGUCGAAACAGAUGGCGGAGAUUGACAGCAUGUACAAGGACUUGGGGUCUCCCCUAGACCAAGAGAACCUCCUCGUCGGAGAGUCGCUCUUCAUCUGUCCCAGCUACUUCCUCCUAGAGGCUUUCAAGGGUGCCUCCUACAAGGCUGAAUUCGCCGUCCCGCCAGCUGGCCAUUUGAAUGAUAUUCCAUAUGGUUUCCCAAGUUCCUCUGAGGCCCUCACGCCUGUUAACUUUGACAACCCCGCCUUCAUCGACUCGUUCGCACAAUCAUUUGUUUCGGUUGCAUGUUACCUCGACCCUAACGUCAAGAUGUCUUCAACGUCUAUCACCCCACCAUGGAGCGCCUAUCAUCCUAAUAAUAUUGAGAUGGUCUUCAACAAGACCGCUGAUAACCAACCCGAUAUCCACCCUGCGUCGAGUGACAUAGGGCUUUUGGAGCGCUGCAAGUACUGGCAGUCAAUUGGUCAAAUUACUGGUCAAUAAAUUAUAACGGCUCAUCUCGUUUUAUAGCCAUUUGCAUAAAUAAUGAGACUGGUCAACCAUGCAUUUUAUAUAGAAAUCAACGACACAUACCUUAUCAGUCCGGUGUCCCCUCCGGACCUUCCCAUUAGUUUGAGAAGGAGUGGAGCAGUGCCAUAAACGUAAGUGAGGGAAACCGGCGUUAAUCGGCGUCGAAGGCCGGCAGGAGAAUACUGGGCGUCCGGAAGGCGGGGAGGGCUAAGCGCACCAAAUUGUUAGAUUUCUA
This is a messenger RNA of Marasmius oreades (fairy-ring Marasmius), 2490 nucleotides long. RefSeq lists its product as uncharacterized. The record is from RefSeq and is a predicted model, not a curated record. The transcript is spliced from 16 exons. NCBI's taxonomy places the organism in Eukaryota, Fungi, Basidiomycota, Agaricomycetes, Agaricales, Marasmiaceae. The coding region runs from base 726 to 2228 and encodes 500 amino acids.